Messenger RNA from Penicillium maclennaniae, 1182 nucleotides. It is a transcript of the gene rpt4, whose product is annotated as proteasome regulatory particle base subunit RPT4. Gene Ontology annotation, molecular function: proteasome-activating activity; ATP hydrolysis activity; ATP binding. Gene Ontology annotation, biological process: positive regulation of RNA polymerase II transcription preinitiation complex assembly. The transcript has 4 exons. Gene Ontology annotation, cellular component: proteasome regulatory particle, base subcomplex; cytosolic proteasome complex. Bases 1 to 1182 code for a protein of 393 amino acids. NCBI's taxonomy places the organism in Eukaryota, Fungi, Ascomycota, Eurotiomycetes, Eurotiales, Aspergillaceae. The record is from RefSeq and is a predicted model, not a curated record.
AUGAACGGCGCCGGCGACCCCGAGCGGGAUCAGGCGCUCGAUGAUUAUAAAAAGAGCUUACUCGAGCUUCGAGAAUGGGAGGCCAAGUUGAAGUCUCUGCGCAUGGGUAUCAAGGAUCUGCAACGAGAGUAUGAUGUCUCCGAAGAGAACAUCAAGGCACUUCAAAGUGUUGGUCAGAUCAUCGGGGAGGUGUUGAAACAGCUAGACGAGGAGCGAUUCAUCGUCAAGGCAUCAUCGGGACCGCGAUACGUUGUCGGCUGCCGUUCGAAGGUCGACAAGGCCAAGAUGAAGCAGGGCACACGCGUGGCACUGGAUAUGACAACACUUACAAUCAUGCGCAUGCUGCCUCGCGAGGUGGAUCCCUUGGUUUACAACAUGUCUUUGGAGGAUCCGGGCCAGAUCAAUUUUGCUGGUAUCGGUGGUUUGAAUGAGCAGAUUAGAGAGCUGCGUGAGGUCAUCGAGCUACCAUUGAAGAACCCAGAGCUCUUCAUGCGUGUGGGAAUCAAGCCGCCAAAGGGUGUCCUGCUCUACGGUCCUCCGGGUACGGGUAAGACGCUGCUGGCACGAGCAGUGGCUAGCUCGUUGGAGACCAACUUCUUGAAGGUGGUUUCCUCCGCCAUUGUCGACAAAUACAUUGGUGAAUCCGCCCGACUAAUCCGAGAGAUGUUCGGCUACGCCAAGGAGCACGAGCCCUGUAUCAUCUUCAUGGACGAAAUCGAUGCUAUCGGUGGUCGACGCUUCUCAGAGGGUACAUCCGCCGAUCGCGAAAUUCAGCGAACACUGAUGGAGUUGCUGAAUCAGCUGGAUGGAUUCGACUAUCUGGGCAAGACCAAGAUCAUCAUGGCAACCAACCGACCCGACACUCUGGAUCCCGCCUUGCUGCGUGCUGGUCGUCUAGACCGCAAGAUUGAGAUUGCUCUGCCCAACGAGGUUGGCCGUCUGGAGAUUCUGAAGAUUCACACGAGCACGGUGCAAAUUGACGGAGACAUUGACUUUGAGAGUGUGGUCAAGAUGAGUGACGGUCUCAACGGCGCUGAUCUGCGCAACGUUGUUACUGAAGCUGGCCUGUUCGCCAUCAAGGAUUACCGCGAUGCCGUCAACCAGGACGACUUCAACAAGGCCGUGCGAAAGGUGGCGGAGGCGAAGAAGCUAGAGGGUAAGUUGGAGUACCAGAAGCUGUAA